AUGGCUACCUCAAAGUCUUCCCCUGCUGUGAGGGGUGAUGGCGAAUUGACCUCCAGGCGCAACUCGCAUGCCGUAUCCAAUACAUCCGAAUCCGCACCUCAGACUCGUCGUCAGAGCCUUGCCGCCCUUUCUGACUCCCAAGGUGCCAUUGUCACGCCCCAAGAAACCCGCUCGAGCAGGAUCUCGACAACACAAUCAUCUCUAUCUAGCUCUCUUCAGAAUGCAAAAGGAACCAAGGACGCCAAAGCAUCGGUCAAGUCGGCUACUCCGAAUCCCACAUCCAACGCUGGUCUUGAUCCUUUGAGCAAGCAAAUCUACGAGAGAACUAACAGCACCCCCGCCGAACCUUCCAUUGCCCAACGACUUCGAAACCCAGGCCGGUCUGAUAAUACUUCAGCGGACAAUAUCCAAAGACAAGACUCCGAACUUAUUCAGUCGCAGGGCAACCUUCAGGAUUCUAGCAGAGAUCGACGGAAAGGACCAUCUUUCCUUAGCCGACUGGGAAUGCGCGGAAGCUGGAGGAAGGACGACGGCCUGCAGGACUCCGAUUCGGACGUUGGUGAACUGCGAACCGAUGGCACAUACGCCCGAGCCCUCACAUCUGUCAUCGGCGCUGGUGGAGGAUAUAUCCCCCUCUACAAGGAACCCCCUCGUUACAUCCGCGUCAAAGCGCACAACAAAAAGGACAAGGAAUUCAACCAUCUGUUCCUUGCCCAAGAGCUUAGCGCCACGAGUCGCAAACCCGGAGAGCCGCAUGGCCGUAUAACGACAGCAGUUGGGAGCAAGAUUCUCAAAGGGGGUGAUGCUAUCUGGGCUGCCGAGUUUAGCUUGGACGGACGAUACCUGGCCGUUGCAGGAAAGGACCAAAUCGUUCGUGUCUUUGCAGUCAUUUCUACUCCAGAGGAGCGGAAGGCUCACGAGGAAGAGGAGGCACUCGAUGGCACCGCUGGCGAGAAACUGAGCGCUCCCGUCUUCCGGACAAAGCCUAUCCGGGAGUUCCGUGGGCACAAGGGAGAAGUUCUGGCCCUGAGCUGGAGCAAGAACAACUUUUUACUUUCUUCGUCCAUGGACAAGGUGGUGAAGCUGUGGCAUAUGAGCAGAAGUGACUGUCUGUGCACAUUCGUUCACAAGGAUGUUGUCACAUCGAUAGCCUUUCACCCCACAGACGACCGCUUUUUCCUGGCUGGAUCCAUGGACGCGCAGCUACGGCUCUGGAGUAUCCCUGAUAGGAACGUUGCGUUCCAGGCUGCGGUUGGGGAGUUCAUUACAGCGGUUGCGUUUACUCCAGACGGCAAGACUGCUAUAUGUGGUGUCCUGAGCGGCUUGUGCACUUUCUAUGCCACCGAAGGCCUCAAGCUUCAGAACCAGAUCCAUGUGCGAUCCUCGCGCGGCAGGAAUGCCAAGGGUAGCAAGAUCACGGGCAUCCGGACGAUAACCAUACCAGAUGGCCCUGAGGCUGGAAGAGUCAAGAUCCUCAUUACAUCCAACGAUUCGCGGAUUCGAGUCUACCACCUCAACGACAAGGUCAUACAAGUUAAAUACAAGGGCCUUGAGUGUCAGUCAAGCCAGAUUCACGCGCGGUUCAGCGACGAUGCCCAGUAUGUCAUCUGCGGCAGUGAAGAUCGCAGGGCAUACAUCUGGAAGCUCUCUCAAGACGGUGAAAUCAGGGAUAAGCAGCCCUAUGAGUCUUUCGACGCUCAUCCAGAGGUUGUCACUGUUGCUUUGAUAGCCCCGAUGAAGAGCCGACAACUCCUGAGCGCCUCAGGAGACCCUGUUUACGAUCUGUGCAACCCGCCUCCGGUGACUCUGCGAAGCCUCGAAGAGAGCACACACAGCCAGUCCGGCUUGUCCGAGGAAGACCAGGGUGACUCGCUGUCCAGUACCAAACGGCCCGAGGAGAGCCCCGCGUACAUUGAGCGUUCGAGGCACCUUGAUGGGAAUAUCAUUGUCACCACUGAUAGGACGGGGAAGAUCAAGGUGUUUCGGCAGGACUGCGCCUACCACAAGCGGCAGCAAGGAUUAUGGGAGACGGGUUCCAAGCUCUCCAACCGUCUGUCAGGUGUCGGUAGGAGCAGUAGUAUCAUGUCGAGGACUACUGCCAGCAGUCGUGUUCACUCAAGGCGUGGUUCACUCAACCUUGCUGGACCCAACCCGGCCCAACUCCAGCACGCUACUGAUAUGAUCAACAACUGGCGGCAGGAUAUUGACGGAGGCAGGAAUAACUGGAAUGCCACACCGACGCGAAGCGAGCGAUCGAUGUCACCCAACAAGCCGAGCAGAUCGCCGGUCAAUACUUCAGCAGCCAAUCUUGCAUCAGAAGCAAGAAGGCAGCCUUAUAUGUCGAGUCCAGCCGCCCGCAGCCAGAACCCAUCAAGCCCAAUGGCCCGCAGCCAGAUUCCUACAAGCCCGGUCAGUCGAAAUCAGAACCCCGCGAGCCCGACAGGUAGUACUGCGUCGAACCGCACCACCAUCAGAGCCUCGAGGGAUCGGGAUCGAGAUCGGAAUAGGAACACAAUCACGAGUCCGCCAACACCCAGUUUCAGCCUGAUUCCCGCAUCUGAAUCGGAUAACAAGGAUGACAAGGGUGACGGUGGCUUUUGGAACCGAUGGAGAGGAGGUCGCGGAGGACUACGAUAUUCGACAGGGUUCAGCUCGCCAUCGAGUCCUAACGGUACUCAGACUCAAGGCCAUACUCGCUCAGGAAGCGAGUUUUUGAGUGUCAGAGGGGAUAGGUCAACUCCCCGAAUGAGUCUGGGCAUUAGCGAUUUCCGACAACUUCGAGCCGAGAGCGUGGCUAACCGGCGUAAAUCAGCUGGGCCCAUGUUGACGUCGAGGCUCUCAUCAAAUGGCGACUUCAAGAGAGGGCUUGACGACCGAGUGGAAUCUCGAGACUAUCUGACACCGAGUAAGAAACGGGUGGACUCGGGGGUCGGCCGUAUUAGUGACGAGUCCGCAGAUUCCGUGGCCAAGCCGUCAUACUGA
Fusarium keratoplasticum is the source of this 2982-nucleotide messenger RNA. RefSeq lists its product as uncharacterized. The transcript has 4 exons. Gene Ontology annotation, molecular function: protein binding. The record is from RefSeq and is a predicted model, not a curated record. NCBI's taxonomy places the organism in Eukaryota, Fungi, Ascomycota, Sordariomycetes, Hypocreales, Nectriaceae. Bases 1 to 2982 code for a protein of 993 amino acids.